Molecule: messenger RNA, 1417 nt
Organism: Armigeres subalbatus
Lineage: Eukaryota; Metazoa; Arthropoda; Insecta; Diptera; Culicidae
Product: protein commissureless 2 homolog
Exons: 2
Coding region: 186-1103 (305 amino acids)
Biological process (GO): axon guidance
Source: RefSeq, a predicted model, not a curated record
CGACGGAUUCAGUCGUGCAACGAACGCCGCGGAGAUCGGAUGUGUUUUUCCCACGGGAGUUGGUCAAGUUCAACAGUGCGUGCCGGUACCAAACCGGUGAUAUCUAAACAAGUGCGUGCGUUUUCUGAAAGCAUCUCUCGGCUCUCGAGUUCCCAUGAAGUGCACCGUUGGAUACCGUUCCCGUCAUGCUGGAUGCCAUGGAAUCGCGCAUUACGUUUGAAGUGCCUAGCAGUUUGGAUUUCGACAAGCUGAUUCGUGAUAAUAAUUACACGCUGUUUUGGCAGAAUUUGCACAGUGAACCAAGUCGUGACCGGGACAGCAGCGCCCUAUCGCCAGUGGACCCGUCAGUGCAGGGCGACCGCAACUCGAGUGAUUUCAGUUUGAUGAGUAGUUUGCAACACUUUGCCGGUGCUCGGGGAGGGGCCGAUGGGUGGGGGCUGAGCUUUGGGGACGGGAUAAAUCAAAUCGAGGAGCCACUUGUGGAUCCCAGCCUGCUUUGGAUAGGAGCCGUGAUGGUGUUGCUGAUCCUGUCUGGGCUGUUUUGCGUGUGCUCGUGCUAUUUGUACUACAAAUACCGGAGAUGGCAGAAGUGUGUUUCGUCGGCCACAUGCCAAUCCCUUACGAGGAUGGACAUCGAGGCGCCACCCCCAUACGACAUUGAAACCCUACCGUCCUAUACGAUUGCUUCCGGUUUGCCCAGUUACGAGGACGCAGUGCGCCAUAUCGUGCGACAGCAGCAGCAGUCCCGAGCUGGGUACCAGCCAGCAACAGCAGCAGUGCAGAAGCCAAUGUCAACCGGCAGCUCCACUGCCAGCAUUCAUCCGCAAUCGGUGGUCAAAUUCUUCGAAUCCAGACCAGAAAAUUGGCUGAAUGUGACCAUUUUCGAGGAAAUCCAUUACAACUUCAUUGGGCGAGGGACAUCCGCUGCCGGGCCCGCUGUGACCGAAGGACACACCAAAGCAGACGAGGCCGCAUCCGAUUGCACACUGGUGGAUGACUCGAAAGGCACCAAGGACGACGAUGACGGCAGCGGCAGUGGUUUGUUCAGAGUUCAAAUUUGUAUGGUGAAUGAGAAUAAUAAAAUCCAAUCAUGCAAUCGAUGAGCAGAUGGGAACUGUGGAGUCUGUUUUUGCCUGUACAGACGGUGGCGAUUGACUGUGUUAUUUAUGAUUUAGUUCCGUGCUUAAGUUCAGAGAAGGAAGACUGUGUGCGCGUGUAUUUUCUUGUACAUAAUUUAUGAUUCGAGAGGAAGAAAUUCAGAUGUAUUUUAUCUACCUGGAAGGGUUCAUUUGGAGUUCGUGUGCCCCAAAAUAUAAUAUAAAUUUAUUCUCUCCUGAAGCUGAAGUGUGCGCGUGUGUAUUUGAUACCCAUGAAUUAUAGAGCAAGACUGACAAAUAAAUUAUAUUUUCUUCAUGUA